Sardina pilchardus (European sardine) is the source of this 2447-nucleotide messenger RNA. Its product is annotated as tripartite motif-containing protein 16-like. The transcript has 6 exons. Gene Ontology annotation, molecular function: protein binding; zinc ion binding. The record is from RefSeq and is a predicted model, not a curated record. Lineage: Eukaryota; Metazoa; Chordata; Actinopteri; Clupeiformes; Clupeidae. Bases 84 to 1751 code for a protein of 555 amino acids.
UCUCAUGCACUCUCACACCGAUUUCAGGCAAAACGAAACUGCAUGAUAACUUGCAGUGUAGCUGUGCGCAGCUGGGAUUAAGAAUGGCAGACACGGCUCAAAGUAACCAGGACCUUUUUACAUGUCCGAUUUGUCUUGAUCUCCUGAAAGAUCCCGUGACUAUUCUCUGUGGACAUACUUACUGUAUGGGCUGCAUUAAGGACUUCUGGGGACAGAAAGAUCAGAAAGGAGUUUACAGCUGUCCCCAGUGCAGACAGACUUUCGCUGCAAGGCCCGUUUUAAACAAAAAUAAUAUUAUUGCAGAGCUUGUUGAGCAGAUGAGGAAGACCAGAAUCCAAUCUGCUGCUCCUGCUCCUGCUGCAUAUUUUUCUGGACUUGAAGAUCAUGUGGAUUGUGAUGUCUGCACAGGGAGGAAACUCAAAGCGGUGAAGUCCUGUCUGGACUGUCUAGUGUCUUACUGUGAAACUCACUUGAAAGCCCACAAUGAUGUAACCCUUGGGAGAAAGCACAAUGUCGUUGAUGCCACAGGCAAGCUACAGGACAGGAUCUGCACCCAACAUGAGAAGCCUCUGGAGAUAUUUUGUCGCACAGAUCAAAGUUGUGUCUGUUUUCUCUGCAUGGUGGAUGAACACAAAGGCCAUGACACCGUGUCAGCCUCUGCAGGGAGAAAGGAGAAACAGGCAUAUUUGGGGGAGACCCAGAGAGGUUUUCAUCAGAGAAUCCAGGACAGAGAGAAGGAACUGCAGGAUCUGAAGAAGGCUGUGGAGACUCUCAAGAGUUCUGCACAGACAGCAGUGGAGGACAGUGAGAGGAUCUUCUCUGAAAUGAUCCACACCAUUGAGAAAAGGCGCUCUGAGGUGAAAGACCUGAUCAGAGCUCAGGAGAAGGCUGAGGUGAGUCAGGUUGAAGGACUCGUCAUGCAACUGGAGCAGGAGAUUGCUGAAUUGAAGAACAGAGAUGCUGAGCUGGAGCAGCUGUCACACACAGAGGAUCACAUCCAUUUCCUCAAGACCUUCCAGUCAGUCAGCGACCCACUGGAGUCCAAAGUCUCAUCCUGCGUCCAUGUUAAACAAAACCUCUCUUUUGAGGCUGUGAAGAAAACUGUCUUCGCUCUGCAAAGACAGAUGGAGACUCUCUGCCAGGAGGAAUUCAUGAAAAUGUCUGCUGCAGUGACGGAGAUCCAUGUUGUUUUGCCUUCUGACCCUACAACUAGAGAGGAAUUCCUACAAUACGCUUGUUGUUACUUCACACUGGAUCCAGACACAGCACACAGAAAACUCCAUCUGUCUGAGGGGAAUAGGAGGGUGGAGAGGAGAGUUGAUGACCAGUCAUAUCGUGAUCAUCCAGACAGAUUUGAGAAGAUUGUUCAGGUGUUGUGUAGAGAGGGUGUGUCUGGACGCGUCUAUUGGGAGGUAGAUUGGAGUGGGCGUGUAGUUUUUAUAGCAGUCUCAUAUAAAAGCAUCAUCAGGAAAGGAGAGCGUAAUGAUUGUGGGUUUGGAUGCAAUGCUCAGUCCUGGAGGUUGGAACUCACCAGCUCCAGCUCCAGUUUCUGGCAUGAUAAUAAAGAAACUAAACUCCCUCUAGUGACCAGCUCCAGAAUAGGAGUGUAUGUGGAUCACAGGGCAGGAAUCCUGGCCCUUUACAGCAUUUCUGACACCAUGACCCUCCUGCACCGGGUCCAGACCACAUUCAAUCAAAAACUCUACCCUGGGUUUGCGUUUGGUUCUGAAUCAUCAGUGAAGCUGUUGUGACUGAUUUGCAUAUGUCUUUUACAUUAUCAUUUUAACACAUCACUCACAUGUAAGGAUCCGGGAUCUGAGCCUAAGGUUUUAUUUGAGGUCCAUAGGACCUACAGUAGCAUGUGAUUCAGUUUGAUUUAGGGAAGAGGACAGACAUUAAGGAAAGUCUAUGCCAGACCUGUGGACUUGAGAACAGUGGACCCUGCGUGGCCUGGUGAGAUCGGAGAGGGCUCAAGACUGCCUGAAUAUCUUAUGACACAAGGCUGAAAGGAGACUCUCAUGGAGACUGUGUGCAAAGGGUUUGCUGAAUGGGCAGACGUCACCAGUAAUCCUCUGUUGUUAUUGUUAUUGUUAUUGAUAACAUUGUUAUUUGGAGGCUGUACAUUUUGACAACAUAAUUUGGGUAGUCUUUUGAUGCAUGGUUUGAUUUUGUUUUUGGUUGGAUGGAUUUUGUAUUCCCUCCUUUGUCUCACAGUAAUAAAGUAUGUAAUUGAAGAGACGAGAACCCUAAAAAAACAGGAAUUAUUUCUUGAACACAAUGAUAAAUAUGUUGUAUCUGUGAUUUACAAUAUAAAACAGCAGAUUUAGGCCUAUAGAAUCACUCUGAGGAUCAAGUAGGGUUUUUUUUUUUUUUGUCUAGAGACCUGUCUUAUAAUGUGUCAAUGUAGGCCUAUGUAUACUGUACAGUUUUGGAAUAAAUUAAGAGAC